AAGUCACGAGAUCUGUAUCAAUUUAAAAAGAGCGUUCACUGUUGGCAAUGUGCUUGCUGUCUUGAUAAACUACAUAGCCUACGUAACAAGUGAUAAUUCGAAAUGGUAGUCUAUUGCUAGCCUAGCUAACGUUACUUGCAAGUGGUGAAUAGUAUUGUGCUGGGGUUAGUUAACAAACGGAAAACAGCUGGCUAGCUAGCUAUGUGUGUACUUCUGAAUUAAAGCAUAGCUUGCACAUUUAGUUAUCUGGCUAGCAUUGGCCAUGUUGGCUACGCUACCGACGCUCGACUUUAGCUAGCUUAACGCUAGCACCUUUAGACUGAGAUGAUCGGCUGUGCAUGUUUGAACCAGUCUAACUUUCUAUUUAAUGUAUUUUUCACGACACACAUCGAAUGUCUGAGAAGUUUGUCGAAGUCGACAGGCUUCGAGCCCAGCUGCAAAAUAACCGGUCAGGUGAAUUAUUUCAACAAGAGACAGAGAUAACCAGUCAGGACGUUCUGUCGCGCAUCGAAAAAGUUAUUCUGGAAAUAAUAACAAGUCUGACGAAAGAGGAGGCGCCAAUGUUGGUCUUUCAAAACAGAUCAAGUUGGGCUAAUAUAAGGUUUGACAGUGCUGUUGGUCUUCACAUGGGUCCAGACAGCAAUACUGUCAACACUAUCAGAAGUGACUGCUCUGCAUCUGUUAACAGAUUUGCAUUGACCCUGAAGGUCUUGUCUGCAGUCUAUAAACUUGUGCAAAGCAACACCUAUGCCACCAAAAGGGAUAUCUAUUACAACGAUACCCAGCUUUUUGGGACUCAGAGGACUGUGGAUUCCAUUGUAGAUGAUAUUUCCUGUAUGCUCAAGGCCCCUCGCAGGAGCCUACACGUGCUUGCAACGUCUAAGGGAUUCCUCUCUGGUGAUCUCAGCUACAUGGAGGAAGAUGGCACAAAAGUGAACUGCAGCUCCAGAGUGACUGCUAUGUCAGUUUCAUCCAAUGUCUGUGGAAUAAAGAAUAUUUCGUCACAGGCAAAGUUUGUUUUAAUUGUUGAAAAAGACGCAACAUUCCAGAGGCUUCUGGACGACGGGUUCUGCAGUAGGCUGGCUCCAUGCAUCAUAAUUACAGGGAAGGGUGUCCCAGAUGUCAACAGCAGGCUGAUGGUGAAGAAGCUGUGGGAUACCCUCCAUGUUCCCAUCUUCGCUCUGGUGGAUGCAGACCCACAUGGCAUUGAAAUAAUGUGUAUCUACAAGUAUGGAUCUGUGUCCAUGUCCUUUGAAGCUCAGAAUCUCACCGUCCCAAGCGUGAUGUGGCUGGGCCUCCUCCCGUCUGAUAUUGAGAGACUGAGGGUUCCAAAGGAUGUCCUGAUUCCAUUCACAAAGAAGGAUGAGAGCAAACUGACAAGCCUGCUAAAGCGGCCCUAUAUUGUCUAUCAGCCUGCAUGGGAAAAGGAGAUGGAGAUGAUGCUGAAACUGAGACAGAAAGCUGAAAUACAAUCCCUGACAUCAUUAGCUCCAGACUUCCUCACUAGUGUGUACCUGCCAAACAAACUGCGAUCUACAAUGAGCUUGUUUGGGGCAAGUUCUGGUUUUGGAGCUGGAGGCAGCAGUGUAUUUGGUAGUGCAACAACGGAUAGCCACAAUCCCAUGAAGGAUGUUGAGGUCACCUCCCCUCCUGAUGACAGUAUCAGCUGCCUGGCUUUCAGCCCUCCAGCCAUGCCAGGGAACUUUCUUAUUGGUGGCUCCUGGGCCAAUGAUGUGCGGUGCUGGGAAGUGCAGGACAAUGGGCAGACCGUCCCCAAGGCUCAGCAGAUGCACACAGGCCCUGUUUUGGAUGUCUGCUGGAGUGAUGAUGGGAGCAAGGUCUUCACUGCCUCCUGCGACAAAACUGCCAAAAUGUGGGACCUUAACAGCAACCAGACAAUGCAGAUAGCUCAGCAUGAAGCACCCAUUAGAACUGUCCACUGGAUAAAAGCACCCAACUACAGCUGUGUCAUGACAGGAAGCUGGGACAAAACUCUUAAGUUCUGGGACACGCGGUCCCCGAGCCCCAUGAUGUUCUUACAGCUGCCGGAACGGUGCUACUGCGCCGACGUGGUGUACCCAAUGGCAGUGGUGGCUUCGGCGGAGCGCGGGCUAAUUGUGUACCAGCUGGAGAACCAGCCCUCGGAGUUCCGCAGGAUAGACUCCCCGCUCAAGCAUCAGCACCGCUGUGUGGCCAUCUUCAAGGACAAGCAGAACAAACCUACUGGCUUUGCCCUGGGGAGCAUCGAGGGACGGGUGGCCAUACACUACAUCAACCCCCCAAAUCCAGCCAAGGACAACUUCACUUUCAAGUGCCAUAGGUCCAACGGAACCAAUACGGCAACUCCACAAGAUAUUUAUGCUGUGAACGCCAUCUCGUUUCACCCUGUCCAUGGGACCCUGGCCACCGUGGGGUCAGACGGGCGCUUCAGCUUUUGGGACAAAGAUGCUCGGACUAAGCUGAAGACGUCUGAGCAGCUGGACCAGCCCAUCACCGCCUGCUGCUUCAACAACAACGGCAAUAUCUUCGCCUACGCAUCCAGCUAUGACUGGUCAAAGGGACAUGAGUACUACAACCCCCAGAAAAAGAACUACAUCUUCCUGCGCAAUGCAGCGGAGGAGCUGAAACCCCGCAACAAGAAAUGGUGAGAAUGGGCAGCGGCUCCCUCUGUUACCCUGGCAAUGGUGCCAUCGGGGAGUUGCUGCCUUCAUCCCUCCAAUCCUGUCAGUGAUACGUGGUAGUUGCCAGGGACCUCCCAGUAUCCCAUGGGGCUUUGCAUGAAGGGGUUUGUGUUUUUGCUGUUGUAGAAAAGCAGGGAGGCUCGCUCAACCCCGCGUGCAGCAGUGUGCGAGUGCUGACUGGUGCCUGAAGCACAGCUAAGCUCUGAAGAGCAACCGACAGCACGGAAGGGUGUGCUCUAGUAGCUAGAAAUAUACUGCAGGAUGCAGAGCAUAUAGGACAUGCCUGGCCCAGUGUGGGCUAAGUUUGGGAAAAGGAGUAAGUAUGCUGGAAACAGUUUUUACUUGGUGACACUGGGUGUAAGAAGAGCAAUGACAUCUAAUGACCAACAAAAUAACUCACAAUGGUGGUUGCCAGAAAUGUAUCAGGUGGACAAAAACAACCUGAAAUGUUCUCAUGAAUCCUGGAAAAUGUAGCAAAAUAUAGAAAAUGUUAUAAUGUAUAAACAGAAAAUGGUGGUGGGUCUUAGCCAAGUGGUGGGUCUUAACCCGUUGAAAGGGUAGCGAUUGUUAACAUUCACACAAAUUGUUGAUAUUAUUGCAAGCUGUAUUUUUCUCAUUUUUCAUGAAAAGGCCAACAAUAAAAGUCAUUGCAAACGAAACGGACGCCCAAAUGACUGAUUGCUCCCCCUCCUGUCUUUAGAUUCUUCCAGCUGUGUCACAUCUGUUCUGCGAAUCCUGGGUUCGACAAGUGCACAGAAGACCUGCCUUUUUAUGUAUAUACUACAGAGCUUCUUUUGAUUCUCGGCUGGACCAAUGGCGGGGCAUUGCUUGUAAAUGGACCAAUUGGUAAAGGUCUUAAAUCCACUGGCUUUCCCAUUGGUGUGGCCUUUGGUCACAUGAGGACCAGGAGUCUGGCGUGGAUUAUUUUUUAUGUCUGAAUUUGUUUUUGUUUUUUUGCAACCAAAAUAAAUGACUUUUAAUAUGUUUCACUGCUAUUAUGUAAUGUAGUCUUGUACAUGCAUUGUGAAAAAUAAAAGUAAUUGUUCAGUCCUA
This is a messenger RNA of Conger conger (European conger), 3734 nucleotides long. Its product is annotated as mRNA export factor. Gene Ontology annotation, cellular component: nuclear pore; chromosome. The record is from RefSeq and is a predicted model, not a curated record. The coding region runs from base 393 to 2648 and encodes 751 amino acids. The transcript is spliced from 24 exons. Lineage: Eukaryota; Metazoa; Chordata; Actinopteri; Anguilliformes; Congridae. Gene Ontology annotation, biological process: DNA metabolic process; transcription-dependent tethering of RNA polymerase II gene DNA at nuclear periphery; meiotic DNA double-strand break formation. Gene Ontology annotation, molecular function: ubiquitin binding; ATP binding; DNA binding.